AUGGCAGCCUGUAGUCGACUAUGCGAUGGUUCUGGAGUGACCACGAAAAAGGCUGUCGAUCCGACGAUCCUGGAGACGGACCUCGUGCUCGACUACUCCGACCACUACGAUUACGACUACAACCACCACCCCUGCACCGAUGCCUCGGUGACCAUCACCACCUCUGGCAAACCACCCGGCAGCACCACCAUCCCUGCAGUAACUUCCUGGGGCACCGAGACUGUCAUCAUCACAACCGGCGAAAACACCAGCCCCGUCUCGACAGCUUGCGGCACAGCAACGGUGGUCACGCCGAAGUCGUGCCCCCAACCUCCUGCCCACCCAGGCCUACCCCGUCAUCUACCCGGACACUCCAAGAACCCGCAGGUAGGAUACUUCGUCGGCUACACACGCGAGGUAAAGGGCGGGAUCGUCGUGGACGCGAAUAACUACCCCCUCGUCUAUAGCGGGUUCUACGGUGCCCCGACGACGGACGAGUAUACUUUCUGCGGGUCUGUUCAUAUUGCGGAUUACUUCUAUCUCGGUGAUGGGCCUGCGUUUGAUUGUAGGGAUGGCACGCCGGAUCCGGAUGCCACUGCCCUGAAUGAGGGUGGGUGA
This is a messenger RNA of Penicillium argentinense, 597 nucleotides long. RefSeq lists its product as uncharacterized. Lineage: Eukaryota; Fungi; Ascomycota; Eurotiomycetes; Eurotiales; Aspergillaceae. Bases 1 to 597 code for a protein of 198 amino acids. The transcript is spliced from 4 exons. The record is from RefSeq and is a predicted model, not a curated record.